AUGGUGUUGACGUUGGUGGAGGCGAACGAGGCAUACGGCACCAAGGAGUAUUGGGACCGGCGAUACAGCCAGGAGCCCGAGAACGCGUCGUUUGACUGGUUCAAGUCCUACGCGGACGUUGCACCCAUCUUCCGCGAACUCAUCCACGACAAGGGCGCACGCAUCCUCAUGCUCGGAUGCGGCAACUCCAAGCUCUCGGAGGAGAUGUACGAUGACGGAUAUAGGAACAUCGUCAACAUUGACUACUCCGGCGUUCUCAUUUCCAAAAUGCACCAUCGCUACGCCUCCACGCGACCCGAGAUGGAAUGGCACGAAAUGGACAUCCGCUCCCUAACCUUCCCCUCCGCCUCAUUCGACAUCGCAAUCGACAAGGGCACAAUGGACGCCAUGAUGACCGCCAAAGGCGACGUCUGGGAUCCCCCCGAAGAGGUCGUCCAAAGCUGCGACCGCGAAGUUGACGAGGUCCUCCGGGUGCUCCGCCCUGGCGGGACGUUCAUUUAUCUCACCUUCGGCCAGCCCCACUUCCGGCGGCGCUACCUCACUCGCCCAAAUACCACUCUCGAGGUGCGCGCUCUGGGCGAGGCGUUCCAUUACUACCUCUACAUUCUCAGGACCACCGCUUGA
Molecule: messenger RNA, 624 nt
Organism: Laetiporus sulphureus 93-53
Lineage: Eukaryota; Fungi; Basidiomycota; Agaricomycetes; Polyporales; Laetiporaceae
Product: S-adenosyl-L-methionine-dependent methyltransferase
Exons: 9
Coding region: 1-624 (207 amino acids)
Source: RefSeq, a predicted model, not a curated record